Messenger RNA from Spodoptera exigua (beet armyworm), 766 nucleotides. NCBI's taxonomy places the organism in Eukaryota, Metazoa, Arthropoda, Insecta, Lepidoptera, Noctuidae. The record is from the annotation of a GenBank genome assembly.
CAAUCAUUGCCCAACAGAACCGGGACAACAGUUCAGGAUGAGAGCCACCGUCGUUUGCUUGUUGGCGUUGGUAGUCGCCGUCUGCGCCAGGGACAUGCGUCUCAGGCGGGACCUCGACUUACAAACUGCAGCCUCCCAUAAGUGGGAGAAGGGCGAUGGUGGAGAAUAUCAUGGGCAUCACCAUGACGAGCAUGGCGGACAUGGCGAAAAGGGAUACAAAGGGUACCAUGGCCACGAGCACGGCAAAAAAGGACACUCCGACCACGAAGGACAUAAGGGACACUACGACGAGAGCGGAGGACAUAAGAAACACCAUCAUCAUGACGACGGCUACUACGACGAACACCAUCAUGGCGAGAAAGGUGAAAAAGGUCACGGUUUUGAAGAAAAGGGACAUUUCCACAAGGGUCAUUCCACUAAAGGACAUCACGGUAUCCACAAAAUAGACGAAUUCAAGAAAGAUAAACAUUUCCACGACAAGCACGGUGAAUCAGGAUUCGAAGAAGGAUACGGUGGACACCAUCACGAAGGAGGCUACAAAGAGGGUGGACACUUUGACAAAGGACAUAAAGAAGGUGGCUUCCAUGAACAUGAGCACGGCAACAAGGGUUCCUUCGAAAAGGGAGGCCACCAUCACGACCAUAAGGGUCACCAUGACGAAGGUGCCGGCCACGAGUACUGGGGACACCACGAGGACCACGGCAGCAAGGGAGGACAUGAGGACCACAAAGGUUGGGGCUUUAAGAAAGGUCACAAUUAAGUUACU